AUGAGAGUCCAAAACCUGUGGUCGUCGCUACGACCACUCGUCUCAGCGCCGACGACCAGCGCAUUCAGCAGCCAAAUACGAUGUCUACACAGGACACGGCCUCGUCCCACGAUUCCCGAACCCCGACCAUUUGUCCCCGAUGUCGAGACGUUUCUGAAGCUCAUUGGCCGCGGCCUGAGCAGGCACGCGAGCAAGUUUCCCUCAUGGGAGGCGCUCUUCACCAUGACCUCUGUGCAGCUUAAAGAGCUCGGCGUCGAGCCCCCGCGCACACGACGAUACCUCCUGCAGUGGAUGCAGCGCUACCGCAAGGGCGUUGUCGGCCCCGGCGGCGACUUCAAGUUUGUGCAGGACGGCGAGGCGCACCUGCGCGUCGCGAUGCCGCCGGCGGGCGCCGCCACGGAUGCGCGAUGGGUGGUCAACGUACCCCACGGCGAAGGAAUCAACCCGCAAACUACGGAGGAGACGUAUCCUCGGCCAAAGGGCUACUCGGUCCGCGGCCUGAAGACGAUAGCCGGCAGCUACGCCACCGAGCUGCCGGACAAGGGCGGUGCCGUGGUCAAGAUUACAGAAGGCAUGUGGGAGCAGAAGCAGGGAAGAAAGAUUGACGGUGGUGAGCGCAGAAGGGCAGAGACGCGCUUCAAGAAGCGCUCCGCGGCGCGCCGUUCCGAGCGUGAGGCCGAACUGAUGAAGCACCUGUAA
Beauveria bassiana ARSEF 2860 is the source of this 699-nucleotide messenger RNA. RefSeq names its product IGR protein domain-containing protein. NCBI's taxonomy places the organism in Eukaryota, Fungi, Ascomycota, Sordariomycetes, Hypocreales, Cordycipitaceae. Bases 1 to 699 code for a protein of 232 amino acids. Gene Ontology annotation, cellular component: mitochondrion. The transcript has a single exon. The record is from RefSeq and is a predicted model, not a curated record.